Talaromyces stipitatus ATCC 10500 is the source of this 2211-nucleotide messenger RNA. RefSeq lists its product as uncharacterized. The transcript has 2 exons. The record is from RefSeq and is a predicted model, not a curated record. Bases 1 to 2211 code for a protein of 736 amino acids. Lineage: Eukaryota; Fungi; Ascomycota; Eurotiomycetes; Eurotiales; Trichocomaceae.
AUGCGAGCUCAUCGUGCAGCUCGUCGUGCUGGAGAAGAAGUACCAUUUGCCCAGGAUCUCGACGCCUAUCUUGAACAGCAAAUGGAGCAAGACAUACCCCCGUCUGUUCAAGGACAGGCAAGCCAGGUCCCAUCUACACCAGACCCGCUGACUGCCCUGCUUACAGAUGUUUCCUCGACUCCUGAUCCCCUUACUUUUAUUGGAGGUGACCCAAUCAGUCCUACAUUACGUAGAACAACUACUGGUGAUUCUAGCAUACCAUUUGAGGAUCAACACAAAUUUUGUGUUGGUUGUCAACAAGAUAUACCCAUAUCAGCUUUCUAUGAUGAUAAAUCCUGUGAGCACCCCCACUGCAACCCAUGUCGUGCCAUCUCUACAGGCCUUACUGAGACUGACCCUUCCUAUGUUCCUAAGAGUAGUAAUGUUCGUUCCGACAAUGCAUCAUUAACGUCUCCCUCGGCUCAGAAACCCGAACAGGACCCUUCUUAUACUCCAGGAGACCUGGACAGCCUUCUCCGACCUGCACUUACCGAAACCGAUUGGGAUUAUGUCAAGAGCUUUCAUAAGUCUCUAGACCAGCAACGAUUGGAGUACUGUCAGCGGUGUCGUGAAAGAUGGUUCAAUUUACGUCUAAACUCGCAAGGUAUCUGUGGUCGAUGUGUCCGUGCUGACAAAAACAAAGAUGUUCAUUUAUUUGGCGCUGGAAAUAACAUGUACCCUGGUAACAUGCCAGACCUACCGGAGUUAUCACAGACUGAAGAAAUGCUCAUUGCUCGUGUCCAUGUAUCUGUACAGGUGCGAAGAGUCCGGGGUCAACAGUACAAGUACAGUGGACACGUUGUCAACUUUUUACGAGAUACCGCACGGGUUUAUGACACUCUACCUUUACUUCCUCGUGACUUGGAAAUCAUUCUUCUUCGUCCAGCUAAUGCUGAUGCUGAUCCUAGGCUCCAACGCCAAUAUGUGAAUGAUUUUCGCGUACGAAAAGAGCAUAUCAUUAAGUGGCUAGCAUUUCUGCGGAUAAGUCAUCCCGGUUAUCGUGACAUCGAAAUAUCACAACAAGUUAUCGAUAUUCUUCCACAAGACAGCAGCGUUGCUGAUCAAAUUAUCAAUGAGACAACCGAGCCUAUCGAAAUCGACGCAAGUGGCAUCUCCGAGGAGAUUGAGCUUCCUGAACAUAGUGUUGUUCCUGACCUCAUUGCUCAAGAGGAUGAGAUGACAGCUAUCCGCCAGCAAUUACGUCCUCAACUUCCACAGCAAAGACACAUAGAGAUGCCGCCAUUCCGAUCAACACCCAUUGCUGAGUUUACAAGAACACAACCACUGCUUUCCUGGGCCUUCCCAACGUUGUUCCCUCGUGGCGAGGCUGAGUUCAUCCUUCCUCGUCAAAGGUCUGUCAGAUUUGAUGAUUAUGUCAAACAUCUGAUGAAAUUCGAUGACGGCCGAUUUGCUCGCCACCCCAGAUUUCGUUAUGUUGUUUUUAAUACGAUGAUGCGUCAGCAGGCUAAUAAGAAGGCGGGGUUCUUUGUUAAGCAAAGAAUAGCUGGAGGACAAGAGGUCACAGCAGAGCAACUUCGUGCUGCGUUUGAGGAAGAUACUCCAGAAGGUGAAGCAUUAGUUAACUCUAUUUCUCGUCGUUCAGGAAUGCUUCGUGGCACGCGUCCUUUCUGGACGAAUAAGCUCCAACAGCUCAAAGCUAUGGUUCAUAAUAUUGGGCCAGCUCAUCUCUUUCUAACGUUAUCGGCUGCGGACUUACACUGGGAUGAUUUGAUGUGGCAUAUGCCUCGAUACCAGGAAUGGCUACAAGGCACAGCAUCAGAACGCAUUCAAAUCUCACGUCAGAAUUUACGCGACACCCCACACAUUGUGGCGAACUGGUUCCAUAUUCGGUUUGCUACAUUCCGCAAGGAGAUCUUGGAUAAGAAAUUCAAAGUGGUUGAUCAUUGGUAUAGAUAUGAAUGGCAAGGACGCGGAUCUGUUCAUGUUCAUAGCCUAUACUGGCUCGAUGGUGCUCCUCCGUCAGAAAUCGCACGUCUGUCUGAAUCGCUUCGACAAGCAUUCACUGAUUUCUGGAGUGGAUAUAUCUCAGCACUCAAUCCUCAACCAGGUGUUAUGGUUAAUGUAGGGAAUGAGCGAUCUCCUCUCCAACUUGCGUUCUCUGACCAACACAAAACUGUUCAAUAUCUUUCGCAGAUAUCUAACAGUGUUUAA